AUGGGAGGAAAAAGUAAAUGGUUUCCGGUGGCGAUGUCUGUUUUAAUGGUGAUAACCGGAUCGCUAAACACAAUCUUCGCGAAAUGGACUGAUCUGAUAGAGGCCGAUGGCGUGCCAUUCAACCACCCAUUCCUUCAGGCGCUAUGUAUGUUUUUCGGUAUGCUGCUGUGUUUGGGUGCUUACUUCGUAAAUUAUGGUUGCCGAAAAUAUAACUGGAAAAGGAACAAAUCUGGGGGAGGACAACUCGCGGAGGAACCUAGAUUUCCGCGGUUUAAUCCGUUUGUGUUUCUGCUGCCUGCAAUCUGCGACAUUAUUUCGACAUCACUCCUCUACAUAGGACUGAAUCUUACAACAGCAAGCAGUUAUCAGAUGUUGCAAGGGGCACUUAUUGUAUGUACCGGUUUAUUGUCCAUCUUCAUGGUGAAUGCUCGUAUUCAAGGAUACAAAUGGUUGGGAAUGCUUUUGGUAGUUCUAGGAUUGGUCGUAAUAGGAGUGACGGACAUUUACUGUGGUGAAAGUACUGAACAGAAGGAUGGUGUUAUCGUAGGGAAUUUUCUCUGUGUUAUAUCGCAAGUUGCAGUAGCACUUCAACUCGUACUAGAACAAAAAUAUUUACUUAGGUACGAUGUUGAGCCAUUAUUCGCCGUAGGGCUGGAAGGUGUUUAUGGAUUUAUUCUUCUAAUAGUCAGCCUCGUACCCCUCUAUUAUAUUCAUGUUCCAUCGACAUUCUCCACAAAUCCGCUCGGACGCCUUGAGGAUAUCAUCUACGCCUGGGAUCAAAUAUGUACCGAGCCCAUUAUUGCGGUUGCCUUAACCGGUACCAUUAUUAGCAUUGCAUUCUUCAACUUUGCCGGAAUAAGCGUCACCAAAGAACUCUCGGCAACCACUCGAACAGUGAUUGACAGUGUCAGAACAGUCAUAAUUUGGGGAGUCAGUAUACCACUCUUCCACGAGAAGUUUAUUCCCUUCCAGAUUAUUGGCUUCAUGCUCCUUAUUCUUGGUAUGUGUAUUCACAACGAUAUAAUUGUUGGUCCGUGGUACCGUCGAACUCUCAUGCCCAGUGUAUACAACAAGUAUCCGGGAAGAUGCGCGGUAUGUUGCUUCGCGUUCUGGGAUGUUGAGAGAGAGGGAGGGGAGCAUAAAUCAGAAGCAGAAGAUGAUACAGUGGCACCGGUGACAAAUGGAUGCCCGGAAACACCAGAAGAAAUGUCUUACUCGGAAAUUAAGGACCAAGCUGCAUCAUGA
Messenger RNA from Necator americanus (New World hookworm), 1245 nucleotides. RefSeq lists its product as uncharacterized. The transcript is spliced from 10 exons. The coding region runs from base 1 to 1245 and encodes 414 amino acids. NCBI's taxonomy places the organism in Eukaryota, Metazoa, Nematoda, Chromadorea, Rhabditida, Ancylostomatidae. The record is from RefSeq and is a predicted model, not a curated record. Gene Ontology annotation, cellular component: intracellular membrane-bounded organelle; membrane.